AUGUUGGUUGCAUCUCGUGACGCAAACAUUUGCCGCUUCGUCUAUGCCGCAUCAAGCUCAACGUAUGGGGACCAUCCAGCCUUACCUAAAGUAGAAGGUGUGAUUGGGAAUCCGAUGUCACCGUACGCGGUUACAAAACUUGUAAAUGAACUCUAUGCAUCCGUAUUUGCUAAAACGUAUGGUUUUAAAACCAUUGGUUUGAGAUAUUUUAAUGUUUUUGGAAAACGACAAAACCCCAAUGGUGCCUAUGCAGCAGUCAUUCCAAAAUGGGCGAGUGCAAUGAUGUUGAAUGAGCCUGUUUGGAUUAAUGGGGAUGGUGAAACGAGUAGAGACUUUUGUUUUGUUGAAAAUGCUAUCCAAGCCAAUUUGUUAGCAGCCACUACUGACAAUGUUGAUGCGAUAGACCAGGUUUAUAAUAUUGCGGUAUCUGAUCGAACAACUUUAAAUCAACUGUUUGAGAGCAUCAAAAAUAUAUUACGCCCGAACUUUUCUCAUUUGAACGAUUACGCACAGAUUUAUCGGGAAUUUAGAGUUGGCGAUGUUCGACAUUCGCAGGCUGAUAUCAGCAAGGCGAAAAAUUUACUCGGUUAUCAGCCCUCGCACCAUAUAGAACAAGGCUUAGUAGAGUCUAUGGAUUGGUAUGUGAAAAACAUAAAAAAGCUAUAA
This is a messenger RNA of Daphnia magna, 666 nucleotides long. Its product is annotated as vi polysaccharide biosynthesis protein VipB/TviC-like. The transcript has a single exon. The coding region runs from base 1 to 666 and encodes 221 amino acids. NCBI's taxonomy places the organism in Eukaryota, Metazoa, Arthropoda, Branchiopoda, Diplostraca, Daphniidae. The record is from RefSeq and is a predicted model, not a curated record.